UAAAGUCAAGAUGGCGACAGAGGGUGAAUACGAGUCGGUCCUGUGUGUGAAACCUGACGUCAACGUUUACCGAAUCCCUCCACGGUCAUCGAACCGUGGGUACAGGGCAGCAGACUGGAAGCUGGACGCGCCGGAUUGGACCGGUCGUAUGAGGGUAACAGCCAGGGGUAAAGUGGCGUACAUCAAACUAGAAGACAAAAUAUCUGGGGAGCUGUUCGCUCAAGCACCGGUGGAGGAGUAUCCCGGCAUCACGGUGGAAACUGUCAGUGACUCUAGUCGUUACUUCGUCAUCCGUAUACAGGACGACAGUGGUCGUAGUGCUUUUAUCGGCAUCGGGUUUGGAGACAGAGGAGAUUCUUUUGACUUCAACGUCGCUCUACAGGACCAUUUCAAGUGGGUUAAACAGGAUAAUGAAAUCAUUAAACAGUCUCAGGCACCUGAUUCAGGACCAAAGUUGGACCUGGGAUUUAAAGAAGGGCAAACCAUCACUCUCAAUAUUGGGCAAGCCAGGAAGAAGGAAAAGCCACGCCCCCAGAGUACAGGGGGAUUUGGGCUCCUCCCCCCUCCACCUGGGGGCAAGAUAGCCCCGCCUCCCUCCUCCUCCGGGCUUUCGAAUCACAACACAGAAUCUCUUACAGGGGACGGAAGCACUGGCUGUUUGUUAGAGCUAGACAGCAGUAAUUCCAACUCUAUGCCGCAGUCAAAUCCAAGCACUGAUCUUUGGGGAGACUUCUCCACUCCUGCAAGUUCCCUCCCUCCACCGGCGCAGCAGCAAUCUUCCUCCUCGAACUGGGUUCAGUUCUGAACCUGGGCGCCCCUCUCUUUCACCUCCAUUGCUGUGUUUCUCUCUCUCUCACGCCGUACGUCCUCCAUUUCAUUUUCACCCAUUCGGUAUUAAAGCUAAAUCCACACCGUGUCCUCUCAUCAGGCUUAGUCUCUGUUUCAACGCCGUGUCUGUUACUGAGGGGGAAGAGCAUGAGAAGGAUGGGACAUAGAUAACUGAACUUGGAAAUAUUUAAUAAGAUAAUAUGCAGUAUCUGCUUCUUAAACAAUUAUGAUAGUGAUGAUGUAGCUAGGUAAUUAAAAUAAUAAUACAUACACAUAAUAUGUAUAUAUAUAUAAUUGUCACUGUACUAUAUACUAUAUACAUAGUUGUAUAUUUUAAGGGCCAGUUAGGUUAGUAGAUCUAAUUUUCUCCUACUGCUCAGUACUGCAAACUGAAUGCCCAGUUUUGGAAGCACUAAUUGAUGAGAAAAAAGGGAUGUAUUCAUGUUUACACAGAGACCAUGUUUUGGCAAGUUGACUAGUGAACAUGAAUUCAGUAAUUGAGCGCCCUCUAGUGUACAAUGAUAUGUGAGGCAUUGAUUGUCCUCCUCAUGGUCUCAUAAGCACAGUACAUGAAACGGAAGGUCCUCAAUACAGUUAUCACCCAGCAAGGAUUCAAGGGAAUCGACUAGCUUACCUCAUUAACAUUAUAUAUUUAUGUUGCACAUUUUUAUUCAUAAAUGUAUGUGUAUAUUUGUUCUGUUACAUUUACCCCCCUGUGUGGCCCAGCACUGUAAAUACAGGCCAGUGUAGUACAGUAUUAGAGAUGUACAUUGUGUUGCUGUUUAAAGGGUAUAGUUCCUGUUGGAGAAGUAAAGUUAUAUUCGUAAUGAUAAGAGAAUAACUAUAUUAUAUUCAGAUAUAUUUUUCUUUCUGUCUCUCUGACACACACAGACAGACGGCACAAGCAAACAGUAUAGACAGAGAUUUCAAAAGAGGAAGAUUCAAGCUACAAUGAUUGAAUAGCUCAUGACCAGAUAUUAACUGAGAAGACAACUGUAAUUUAUUGGGUCAAUUUUCUGUUGACACCUCUUGUGUUCUGUUGAAGUUGUACAUAUGUUACCUCAUUCAGUGUUCAUACCUUGUCAUUGCAAAUACACUGUGUAAGUACUGUAUUGAGAAAUAUAAUGAUAAUGACCAUGUUGAUAACGGAAUACUCCCUUGGGGUUGUUUUCGUCUGUCUUCAUUUUAUGUGGAUCUUUGGCGAACAUGCA
Messenger RNA from Megalops cyprinoides (Indo-Pacific tarpon), 2039 nucleotides. Its product is annotated as adaptin ear-binding coat-associated protein 1-like. Gene Ontology annotation, cellular component: clathrin vesicle coat; membrane. Bases 11 to 805 code for a protein of 264 amino acids. The record is from RefSeq and is a predicted model, not a curated record. NCBI's taxonomy places the organism in Eukaryota, Metazoa, Chordata, Actinopteri, Elopiformes, Megalopidae. Gene Ontology annotation, biological process: endocytosis. The transcript is spliced from 8 exons.